Messenger RNA from Cucurbita pepo subsp. pepo (vegetable marrow), 787 nucleotides. NCBI's taxonomy places the organism in Eukaryota, Viridiplantae, Streptophyta, Magnoliopsida, Cucurbitales, Cucurbitaceae. The record is from RefSeq and is a predicted model, not a curated record.
CCCCUUUGGCGCUUCUGAACCCUUUUGUUCUCUUCGCAUUCUGUUUCUCUAUGUGUAUUGAUCAUCAAACAUUUCCUUCUUUUCCCUGUAUAUGUACUUUCAUAUCCUAUUGGUUUUGUCCCAUUCUGGCUACCUCAUUUUUUGAGUGAACGGAGACAUUAUGCACCCUAACGCCCACCACUUUCUUCCUUGUUUUCACUGCCACCCCCAUGCCUAUAUCCGGAUGAUCCAACAUCUGAUAGAGAGAUGCUUGCUGCUUCAUAUGAGCCGAGAUGAGUGCGUCAAGGCCCUGGCUCGCCAUGCAAACAUUCGCCCUCUCAUAACACUCACAGUGUGGAAAGAGCUUCAGAAAGAGAACACUGAAUUUUUCCGUGCAUAUUUGCGUACUAUUCCUCCCAAGCCAUUCCUGGGUACGACCCUUUUUCUGAUUGCAUAUCAUUUAGUGAUUGCUCUCUACUCUUUUCUCAUACGCACGCGGUACUAAGUGGGUCCAUCUCAAAUGGCUAAAAUGUUUAGACUCAAUUUUAUGUGAUCUUAAAUUUGCACCUAUUUACAGCCAAAUUCAGGAGGAGUGCUCCUACAAUAACGAGGAGAAGACAACGUCACUGGAGAUGAGGGAUAAUAUGCAGUCUGUAAUAUGCUGAUUAAUUUAUUUUCCUUGUUUCUACAUAUCGAGUAUGAGUCCAGGGGAACUAAUAAUAGUCUUUAAUAUUAUAUCAAUUAUCCAAGUUUAUAAUUUGAUGGAUGCUUUCUUUAUAAUAUAAUUUGAUCCAUUAUUCGCUGAAAA